Messenger RNA from Daucus carota subsp. sativus, 4025 nucleotides. RefSeq lists its product as uncharacterized. The transcript is spliced from 7 exons. The record is from RefSeq and is a predicted model, not a curated record. Bases 604 to 3009 code for a protein of 801 amino acids. Lineage: Eukaryota; Viridiplantae; Streptophyta; Magnoliopsida; Apiales; Apiaceae.
UAACAUAUUAAAAGUUUUAGCAGACUGUAUUCUUUCUCUUUCUUCGGUUUCUAAACUCUCUCCACCUUAUUUUCUCUCUAAAAACACCCGAAAAUAAUCAAAAUUGCACCUUAAUUUUUACCAUUUGUAGAGAAGAUUUACUCCAUUCAUACAAAUAAGGUGGUCGUCUCCGAAAAUGAAUAAUGAUCGAUCUUGGAUGUAUGAGAGGAUUGAUGAUAGAGGAUUCUUGAAUUCUCAAUUUAUUGCCGGUGUGGAAGAAUUUAUGAAUUAUGUCAUAUCUCAGCCUACAUCUAUUGGUGGGACAAGUAUACAAUGUCCUUGUUCAAAGUGUAAGAAUCGAAAAUUUUGGAAUGGAGAUAUGGUGAAGCUGCAUCUAUUGAAGAAUGGAUUUGUGAAAGAUUAUUAUGUAUGGAGUCGACAUGGAGAGUCAUACAUUUAUAAUGAAAAUGACGAACAUCCUUCAGCAAAUUAUUCAAAUAUUUCGCGGGGCACGGAUGGGAACAACUUAAUGUACAAUAUGGUGAUUGAUGCAGCUGGUCCCAGUUUUGAUCCGCAUGGUUCAGAAGAGAUGCCGAAUGCAACGGCACAAAAUAUAUAUACACCAUGUUAAAGUCUUCAGAACGAGAGUUAUAUGAUGGUUGUGAAACUUCACAGUUGGCUGCCAUGGCUCAAAUGUUGAGUUUGAAAUAUGAUCAUCACUGGUCGGAGGCAUGUUAUGAUCAGACAUCACAAUUCGUCAAAGGUAUCUUGCCUGAAGACAAUACAUUUCUUGAUAGCUUCUAUAGCACAAAGAAACAUAUGGAAGGACUGGGUCUACCUUCCAUUCAUAUCGAUUGUUGUGUUAAUGGAUGCAUGAUAUAUUGGAACGAAGACAUUGACAUGGAGUCAUGUAAAUUUUGUUCUCAGCCGAGAUACAAAAUUAGAGUUAACAGAUCUACAAGAGAGAGAAAGAAAGUAGCUGUUCAAAGGAUGAUAUAUUUUCCACUGGCCCCGAGAUUGCAAAGGUUAUAUGCCUCAGCGACUACUGCAACUCAUAUGAGAUGGCAUGCUGAUCAUUAUAAGGAAGAUGGUGUGAUGCAUCACUGUUCAGAUUCAGAGGAGUGGAAGCAAUUUGAUAGAGCACAUCCAUUAUUUUCCUCAGAGGUAAGAAAUGUGAGACUUGGACUUUCUGCUGAUGGAUUUCAGCCAUUUGGUAGUUCAGGCAAGCAAUAUUCUUCUUGGCCAAUUAUUGUGACUCCAUAUAACUUACCUCCCUGGAUGUGUUCAAAAGAAGAGUACAUGUUUUUAUCCGUACUUGUACCUGGUCCGAGAAAUCCAAAGCAGAAGAUAGAUGUUUUUCUUCAACCAUUGAUUUCCGAGUUAAAAAUGUUAUGGGAAGUUGGCGUAGAGACAUGGGAUACUUCUUUGAAACAAAAUUUCCAGAUGCGAGCUGCAUUGAUGUGGACUAUAAGUGACUUUCCUGCUUGUUCGAUGUUAUCAGGAUGGAAAACUGCUGGUCAUUUAGCUUGUCCUCAUUGUGCUCAUGAACAUGAUGCUUAUAAUCUCAAACAUGGAGGAAAGACAACAUGGUUCGAUAAUCAUCGAAAAUUCUUACCUGUAAAUCAUCCAUUUCGAAAGAAUAAAAACUGGUUUACCAAGGGGAAGGUCGUGUCUGAAUUUCCUCCACCAAUUCGGACAGGUGAAGAUGUCUUACAAGAAAUUGAGUCACUUGGUUUGAUGAAACUUACUGAAUUGGGAAGUGAGGAACACAAUGCCAAAAUCAUUAAAACUUAUAAUUGUGGAUGGAAAAAGCGAAGCAUCUUUUGGGAUUUGCCAUAUUGGAGGACAUUAUCAAUUAGACAUAACCUUGAUGUUAUGCACAUUGAAAAGAAUGUGUUUGAGAAUAUUUUUAACACUAUUAUGGCCAGCGAAGGUAAAACUAAAGAUAAUGCUAAAGCAAGAGCUGAUAUUGCACUUCUUUGUCGGAGGCCUGAGUUAGCAAUCAAUGAGUCAACACGGAAAUAUCCCAAAGCAUGUUACAGCUUAGAUAAAAAGGGUAAAGAAGCCGUGUGCAAAUGGUUACAAGAUCUUAAAUUUCCAGAUGGAUAUGUGUCAAAUAUGGGACGCUGCAUCGAUAUGAAAAAAUACAAGUUAUUUGGAAUGAAAAGUCAUGACUGCCAUGUGUUUAUGCAAAGACUUCUACCAAUUGCUUUUCGAGAAUUUCUUCCGAAUAAUGUUUGGGAAGCUGUUACAGAGUUGAGCCUCUUUUUCAAGGAUCUAGCUUCAGCCACUUUGAAAGUUAGUGAUAUGUGCAUACUUGAAGAACAGAUUCCAGUGAUACUUUGCAAGUUAGAACGUAUAUUUCCACCAGCUUUGUUUGACUCAAUGGAACAUCUUUUGGUGCAUUUAUCGUAUGAGGCACGUAUAGCUGGUCCUGUACAGUAUCGUUGGAUGUACCCCUUUGAACGGUUCUUACGCCACUUAAAGAAUAAUAUAAAAAACAAAGCUCGAGUGGAGGGUUCCAUAUGUAAUGCUUACUUGGUGGAAGAAGCUUCAAAAUUUUGUUCACAUUACUUUGAACAACAUGUUCAAACAAAACAAAAAAAAGUUCCUCGAAAUGAUUCCAGUGGAGGUGGAGAGAGCUUUGAGGGAGAUUUUUCUAUAUUUUCUCAUCCUGGACGAGCAUCUGGUUGUGCUAAUGUCCGCUAUCUUGAUGAUCGAGAAUAUAUGGCAGUCCACAAUUAUGUCUUGUUAAAUUGUCCCGAGGUUGCGCCAUAUACUGACUUUACUUUUGUCUUAAAGAUGAGUGCUGCACGAAGACUUCGAUUGUCAAAUAGUCCCAAUCCAGGGAACUCUAAGAACACACACCUGGAUCACAGCGAUCAGAGGCGGAGCACACACCUGGACAAUCACCUGGACAAUCAAGGGUGCUAUCUUCAGCAUCUGCAAAUGAACCUGCCAAUGAAUCCGCAAAUCCAUAUUGGGCUGUUGGCUCCAUUCAUGAUGACGGGCGUAUACGGAUUGAAGUAAUCAGUGGAUUGUUAGAGCCUUCAGGUAGAUGCUCGCGAGCGAUUUCAGACUCUAUUUCUGAGAGGCAGGAUCCUACUGGGUUCAGCUGGAAGGCAGUGUCCGAGGAGGUUAAAGCAUUUUAUUUUGACGAGUUCAGGAAAUCAUUUGUUUGGAGACAAGAUGACAAAAUAAUAUAUAAAGCAUGGUCCAAGAAAGCGAGUCUCCGUUAUUCAAGCUUUUGUAGUGAUGCCCGGGCAAAAUGGGAAAAAGGUCAGCAAGAUAAUAGAAUUGCUAUGCAUGUAUGGUUGCGUUGGGUUGAGUUUUGGAAAACCCCGGAUUUUCAAGUUAAAUCAACAACUCAAAAGAAGAAUCGCAAGGGUGGGGCUGAAAAAUACCCUCCUACUCACACAGGUGGUUCAGCCUCUUUAAGGACACAUGCGGGCGGAGACUCAGGGUAAGGAUCCAACUCCGGCUGAUAUUUAUCUCCUUACACAUACAGUGAAACAAGACAAAAAGACUUUUGUUACCAAGAAAGCGGAACAAGUCUAUAAAAGGGUUGUGGAAAUCCGGGAGGAACUUUCGGCACCUAUUGAAGGUUCUGAUGAACCUCGAGUUGUUGACGAAGACAAAAUAUUUCUUGAGGCUGCUGGUGGACUAGACAAGAAAAACAGAGUGUAUGGCAUGGGAUCAUUGCAAAGUGUCAUUUAUGGACCUGGAACUAGUGGCAGUGUUACCACUUCUCGUUACAGGGGCUCCAACUCCAACAAUGAAGAAUACCAACAAAUGCAAGUUGAGUUACAAGACAUGAAGAAUCAAGUGAAGCAACUACAAGAGAUGAGAAAUCAAGAAUUAGAAGAGAUGAGAAAGCAAAUGGAAGAGAUGAAGAACCAACUUGCUAUGGUAUUUAAUAAUAGGAAUGAAAAUUAGAUAUUAUGUAUGGGACAAGCUAGCUUUUUAUAUGUUAUGUAUGACUUAUGCCUUAUAACUUCGGAUGUUUGGAUGUUAGUUUUGCUUUUAAUUCAUGACCUUUUCUUUUA